AUGAACCCUAACUCAUUGACACCGUGGGACGCAGAUGUUUCAAGACUCCGACGGCUAUCAAUCGGCGAUGAAAACUCGCGUAGCUCCAGUCAUUCGAUGACUUCAACACUCUUCGUUCCGGAUGCUACUCCUACGAAUCAAGCCAGCCGAUCUAUGAAUCACAGUCCAAGUAGCAGUACAGGUCGCAAUAGAUCAACGGAUAGCCCCUGGAAUAAGAAAUAUAUUCUCACUUUAGACGGCGGAGGUGUGCGUGGUCUAUCCAGUCUACUUAUUAUCCAACAUCUUAUGGUACUUUGUAAUUCUUUUGAGCAGAGUCAAGAUCAGCUGGUCAAGUCAAGUUUUCAUCCACUACCAUUCCAACAAGGUCAAGGAUCGAUUGCCAAUAGCAGAAAGUCAAGAAGUGCACAGUUCCUGCCGGUACAUUAUUUUGACUAUAUUGCAGGCACAAGUACCGGCGGAUUGAGUGCUAUUAUGCUCAGUCGACUACGAAUGAACAGUGAUGACUGUAUCCAAGAAUACGAGAAUUUAGGAGAAAAUAUAUUUGGUCAACCACGAAAGCUUUCUAUGCGCGGUCCGAUACCGUGGAAUCGGGAAAAAUAUGAUCAUCGCAAACUUGAGGAAUCUAUAAAAGAUGUUGUGAAAAGAAGAGACUGGAAAGAAGAUCAAAUUGCAGACUCUAUGUAUCCUUCAAACAAAGACCGCUGUCGGACAAUUGUUUUAGCAGUCCGAGAAAACAACUCCGCCAACGCCCCUUACCUUUUUCGAACAUACGAACAUGUUAAAUCAGAAUUCAACUAUUCUGAAGAGCUCAAUCCCGGCCCCCCGCUUCAUAUCCCUAUAUGGCAAGUCGCCCGAGCAACUACUGCAGCGCCGACAUAUUUCAAACCAUUUCAACUACUUAAUGAACGCUUCGUAGAUGGAGGGUAUGGUCAUAACAACCCCACCUCAAGAACAUUUGCAGAGGUCGAACAAGUACAUGGCAAAGGCACCGUCGCCCUCACACUUAGCAUUGGUACUGGUCGACCUACGAAAGUCCAACCAAUAGCCAGGCAGAACAGUGGACUCAUAAGCCAUUACAGACAAAUGAUCAAAUACACCGCAGCUACAACAACCGACUCCGAGCACACCCAUGAAUAUGUAAAAGCACUGACUGCGGAUCGAUGUACCUAUGAGCGCUUCAACGUUGAUGGGGGCCUCGGUGAUAUGGAUCUUGGAGAAUGGCGUAUUCAUGGCAAUGAGAACAUGACUCUCAAAAGGAUACGAGAACAAACCCACGUCUAUCUCAAUCAAUCAGAAGUUCGAAGACGAAUGGAGAAAGUAGCAAAAAUGCUAGUGAGGAAUCGACAAGAGAGGUCUAAAACUGAAAAAUGGGACGUUGUUGCUACGGGUCACAGGUUUCACUGUCCUCGGUGUUGUAACGAAGAGACGAUCUUUACAAGAGAAGAGGAUUUUAAAACUCAUCUUUGUGAGACUCAUGAGUUCUCUAGUACCCCGGGGGAAUCUUUUGAGGAGCUCAGACUGAAGAAGGCGAUUAGAGACGGGAGAAUCUUGCAUGCGGAUUGA
This is a messenger RNA of Botrytis fragariae, 1563 nucleotides long. Its product is annotated as putative patatin-like serine hydrolase protein. Gene Ontology annotation, cellular component: membrane. Gene Ontology annotation, biological process: arachidonate metabolic process. The transcript has 4 exons. Lineage: Eukaryota; Fungi; Ascomycota; Leotiomycetes; Helotiales; Sclerotiniaceae. The coding region runs from base 1 to 1563 and encodes 520 amino acids. The record is from RefSeq and is a predicted model, not a curated record.